GCUCCAAUGGUGGGAGCAACAACGAACACACAAGUGAGCAAGAAUUCCACAAGCAAAGGGAGUACACACCAGACGUCUAGAAAUAAGCAAGAGAGGAUGAAGAGUAGCACGCUCAUGGCCAUCAUCCUGAUUGCCCAGGCCGUCCUGAUCAUGGGAGUCUUUGCGGCGGCGGCGUCCAUAGAGAACAGUGCGGGGCUGGGGGAGAAGGAGCUCACCAUGGAGCCAGUGAUAAACCCGCGCCCACUCAAAUGCUGCGGCGCCGGCGAUAUCGAUUGCAUCCCUGCCCCCUCCCCACCGGCCAAACCCAACCUACGUACGUGCCGUUACGAAGGCAAGUCUGGCUGGUGCGGGUCGUCCGGGUGCGAAAUCUGCUCGGGGGCGAAGAACUACACGGGGACCAGGAAGUGCCUCGAUGUAUUCAAUGGUACGUGCGGCCCCAAGUGCUGAAGAACUAAUUAAAGAUGAGCAGAGCCAUUAUCCUUGUUGCGUGCAAGAACAACAAGAGCCCUAUAUAAGUAUGUUGUUGUUGUUGCCGCGCCACCCCCCCACCCCUCUGUGUGUGUGUGUGUGUGUGUGUGUGUGUGUGUGUGUGUGUGUGUGUGUGUGUGUGUGUGUAUUGUAUGUAUGUAUGAUAAGUGGCCGGUGAUAUCUGUAACGCUGUCUGGCGCUGCACUAAUUCACUUUGUGAAUCAGCGCCUGUAUAUGAAUAAAUAAACAUUAAUGAAUGUACUUCAAAUA
This is a messenger RNA of Panicum virgatum (switchgrass), 738 nucleotides long. RefSeq lists its product as uncharacterized. Lineage: Eukaryota; Viridiplantae; Streptophyta; Magnoliopsida; Poales; Poaceae. The record is from RefSeq and is a predicted model, not a curated record. Bases 7 to 447 code for a protein of 146 amino acids. The transcript has 2 exons.